AUGCGAGCAGCGACUUUAUCUCUAUACCCAUCGAAAUCCAGCACCAGAACCACACGAGUGUCGUUCUUCAAUGCGGCCAGAAUUCUGUCCUACCAACCAGAACUACAGUCCCAGAUUCGCAAUUACACUUUCUCGACGGCCAGACAGCACGAUGCCNCUGAACAUCCCCAAAAGCCUACUCGACGUACUCUCCAAUCCAUACCGACUACCAGUCUCGUGCGUUCGCUCAUUGUACUUUCGGCUACUGCACUCCCGGCAAAGCUGCUGGCCUUCCUCAUUCGCUUGACCAAGAAGCACGUUGGCAUCGUCGAAUCUGUUGGUCCUUUGCGAUGGAUCUUCAAGAGGUUGUUGUACGACAAUUUUUGCAUUGGUUUUCGGAAGGACGAGAUUCUGACCAAGACUCAAGAGCUGCGUCGCAUUGGCUUCACAGGCAUUGUUUUGGCCAAUGCUCGUGAAGCUCAGCCUACUACAAACUCCAACGUGGGAUCUGUGGUUGGUGACGUUCAGUGCGAAGAGUGGGUCAACAACAAUCUUGAGUCCGUACAGCAAGCAGAGCCUGGUGACUAUAUUGGUUUGAGAUUCACAGGCGCAGGUACAGCAGCAGCAAAAUUUCUGUCGGAUUUCUCGGCCACUUGCAAGUCCCACGAUCUGGAGAAGGCUAGCGAGCUCUACUCUGCUGAGAUGCAAUAUUAUGUUGCUCAGGUGGAAAGGAUAUGUACAGCAGCUGAAGCACGAAAAGUGCGAGUUUUGAUCGAUGCCGAAUCAUCGACUUACCAGAAGGCGAUCGACUAUACAGCUCUUGUGAGUCAACUCAAUCACAUUUUCGAUGGCUUCGCUGACCUCUUUAAGCAAACUAUGAGCCGCUUCAAUACUUCGCAUAGAGCCUUGGUCUUCAACACUUAUCAGAUGUCAGUCUCUGACAAACCUCUGCAGACAGCCGUAGCUGACUUAGGAGCAGGUNAUCUCAGAUCAAAUAUCGACAAGAUAAGGCUGCACCUGAAUCAUUCGAUCAAGCAUGGCUAUGUUCUUGGUGCCAAGUUGGUGCGAGGUGCAUACCUCCACACGGAACUGGAUAAACAAGCUCUACACAUCUCCAAGCAACAGACGGAUGAAGCAUAUGACGAUGCUGUUCGUUUUCUUUUACAUGAAGAGAGUGGUACAGCCUGGAAAGCCGACAUCAUGCUAGCAACACACAACGCCAAAAGCGUCCGACAAGCCUUCGACCUAUACACCGGCACUUACAUGACCUCAAAGCCAAAAGAUACGCCCGAGCCUCAAGUUCGUGGUAUGGCCUUUGCUCAAUUGAUGGGAAUGGCCGAUGAAGUCUCUAUGGACCUGGUGAACAAGACUGAGCAGGCGAAGGUAGAUGAUUCAACCAGAUAUCUGACGGAGGUGGACAAUGCAAACUUGUAUCCUCGUCUUGGCGUUUACAAGUACACUGCUUGGGGAUCUCUGCGCGAUUGUCUUUUGUACAUCUUGAGACGAGCAGAAGAGAAUAAAGACGCUGCUGCUCGUACUCAGGAUACGGCUCUUGCAGUCUUACGCGAGCUUCUAUCAAGAGUCCUGCGAAGGACUUGA
Aureobasidium vineae is the source of this 1578-nucleotide messenger RNA. NCBI's taxonomy places the organism in Eukaryota, Fungi, Ascomycota, Dothideomycetes, Dothideales, Saccotheciaceae. The record is from the annotation of a GenBank genome assembly.